Cryptotermes secundus is the source of this 2831-nucleotide messenger RNA. Its product is annotated as lachesin-like. Lineage: Eukaryota; Metazoa; Arthropoda; Insecta; Blattodea; Kalotermitidae. Bases 198 to 1364 code for a protein of 388 amino acids. The transcript is spliced from 10 exons. The record is from RefSeq and is a predicted model, not a curated record. Gene Ontology annotation, cellular component: neuron projection.
CCCCUCCUUAUGUUGUGUAGCAGUGCAUGAAGACCUGUUCUUUCCAGUAAGGCCGCGGUCUAACGGACACGUCACGGUGGGGGAGAAAUCUUAGAGCGCCGGCGUGGAGUAGGGACCAUGAGGAAUAUAGAGUGGCGUGGUUGGCCGAGCGCUCUAGUCGUGAUGUUGCACGCGCCUCUGUUCAGAGCUGUAUACACAUGGAAGACAAGUGCGCUCGCAGACCUCGCCGUUACGGCAACUUGCUCUUCGCGCUGCCCCUGCUCUGCAUCUUCGUCUGCCCGGUGGCCACUGACAUCACUGAUGUACCGAAGUUCGGACAGCCCAUCAACAACGUGACGGUCCCCGUGGCCCGAGAGGCGACACUCGCGUGUGUCGUGGAAGAUCUCGCCACGUACAAGGUGGCAUGGCUCCGAGUUGAUACACAAACAAUUCUCACUAUCGCAACACAUGUGAUCACCAAAAAUCAUCGCAUUGGUGUGACACACAGUGAUCACAGAACGUGGUAUCUUCAGAUCCGAGAUGUGAGGGAGUCUGACCGAGGGUGGUACAUGUGCCAGAUCAACACGGAUCCCAUGAAGAGUCAAGUGGGCUACUUGGAGGUGGUAGCAACGAGUGUGGAAGGCCCAGUGUUCAACAUCACCAGGGUGAACCGGCUGCAUAUGGGGGCGUACCUCUGCAUCGCGUCCAACGGUGUUCCCCCCACAGUUAGCAAGAGGAUCAUGCUAAUUGUGCACUUUCCUCCCAUGAUCUGGGUGCAGAACCAAUUAGUCGGAGCACACGAAGGUCAACAAAUGACCUUGGAAUGCAAUUCAGAAGCUUAUCCUAAGUCCAUCAACUACUGGACAAGAGAUAAAGGAGACAUUAUUGCUCAAGGUGGCAGGUAUGAGCCAGUGCUGCUGGACAAUGCCUAUAAAGUACAUAUGAAGCUGACCAUCCGGUCCGUGGGUCCGACGGACUUCGGUCCGUACAAAUGCGUCUCCAAGAAUUCCCUGGGAGACACGGACGGCAGUAUAAAGCUUUACCGUAUUCCUCAACCGUCGACACAGUACAGAACUACUAGCACCACAGAAGCUAGUGUAUUACCAGAGAAAGAGAAGAAGCAGAGAUCUCGUCAGAAGGAGCCUGAGGCAGCAGAGGAAGAUGCCAGUAACGAGAUUAUGGACCUCUCAGACCCAGAGAAGAUCACCAAAGAGAGAGAUCUGAAACUGAGGGGCAGGCCACAUGACAAUGCACUGGAAUUGCCCGUUGCAGAAGGACCAACAUCAUCCGGAGAAUCGCAUCUUCCCUUAACCCUUCUGAUAUGGUCCACAUCGUUAUGGCUGUCCAAAGUUCAUGUUCCACCGAUUCUAAACCUCCCGCCAUAGAAGAGAAAGAUGAAGAUUCUGCCAUCUAUCUGCGUACCGAGUAACACCAGUGUUGAAAACACCCUGGAAGAAUUUCGAAGCUUCUUCAUGUCCCAUACUGGUUAACCACAAAAGGCAUGCAGCUUCUUUGUAGUUACCACAGCUUCUUUAAUUUAAGUUCUUUGAAACUUCUUCGAAGUUAACACUUUAAAACCACAUAUCACGUGGUGUUAUUUAUAUCUUUGCUUAAAUGACUUUGAAACAAAGACUAUGAUUAUCAGUGAACAUUAAUUUUGCCUGUAGCACAUGGAAUAUUGCUUAGGAUUAUCAGAACGUGGAACGGAAAGCUAUAGUGACCUCAGGGAUUUCUAAGCAAGCUACAAAAUAGUGAUCAAUUAUUUAAGGUCAGUGACUGCUUUGGAACUUGAAUUCAUAUUCUCCAUACGGUGUUACACAGCUUGGGCCACCGUUCUUCAUUGAAGAAAUAUUUCCAAAUGAAUAAGUUUAAUUGAAAUAUUAUCUUUCAUCUGUGACCCUUGCUAUUUAUCCAAUGAUGUGACACUUUCUCUCACUUUGUCUACUGUUUUCUUUCAACAAAUGUAAGAAAAUUACAAAGCAAUGCUUGGGAUUAUGCGAGUGUUUUGGGUCUACAAACAGACGAUGGAACUGGCCUAAGAACACGUAUAUUUACAGUGUAUAGAGAAAUGAAAAGUAAAUAUGACAUCGUUGUGAUAUUCCAGAACAGUUUAUAAUGAACCACGGGUUACUGAUAUUAUAUGUGCAACUGAGAAGUGUUUGAACAGUGCAUAUUGCAUGCGGUGAAGUAGAAUGUUCUUUUUAUCUGCACUCUUCGCAGAGAAAAUAACAUCGUUAUCAAAAGUAAAAUAGUUUUAUUAGUAAACAAAUGUCAGCUAACAUUGAUAAGAAUGAAAUAAUGUGUAGAUGCAACAAACAGUAAGCAUAGACGUUUAAAAAUGCACGCCAUGUGUACUAUACAAUAUUAGUAUAUGGAUGUGUAUAGCUGGUAAUUAGCUCUGUGGUCAUGGCGUCUGUCUGUGGUCUCGGAGUGCUAAAAGCAGAAACGUAACAAGUGUUAUAAAGCAAUUGUUUCAAUGAAAUGGGAAUAUCUGUGCUUAUCUACGACGCAUCAUCCUUAAAUUCGUGUUCCAUGACUUACUGUAAAUAAAAUGUCCAAAUUUCUAGCGUGGAUCUGGGAUCCCCGUGUAUCAUCUUAGUGUGUUAGUGAGAGGGGCAUGAAAGUGUUAUUUGAUGUUUUCGUUGCAGGCUUGUAUCAAAUAUGUCGUCCUGCAGUGGACGUGAAGUCAAGGUGACGAUGUAAAUAUUACCUUUCAUAUGGAAUCUAUUUAUCUGUACUUCCUCUCAAGGGAUAAGAAAUUUAUUGUAUUUCUUGAUCAGUAUUCAAUUUUCAAAUGUGCUUUGUACUAGCAAAAUAAAGACUGAAAGGAAAGAAACAUUAAUAAUAGUGAA